AUGCAAGACUCUGUCCACAUUCCUGCUAGUUUUCCGGUGAAACACCGGUGGAAGACCUGGCCAAUGUUGAACCAGAGCAUCGUGAAUUGCCUCUAUGAAGCAGAAAUAGCUGGGUUCCAGCAUCAAGUCACAAUGACCUGGUGUAAAAACCUAGUGGCGCAUGGCCUCUCCAUUGCCCUAGAAAAACUAGGCACUUCAGAGAAUCACUACAUAUGCAAAAUCAAGCUCAAACUAUGGUACUUUUGGAUAAAAAAGGGGUUCAAAUCCUUCAAAAUCGAUGGCCAAAAGCUCGAUUUCUACUGGGAUUUGAGAGCUGCUAGGUUUUCAGAGAGCCUUGAAUCAUUUGCUAAUUUUUGUGUUGCUCUGGUUUGUGAAGAGGAGGUUGUUCUUUUAAUCAGGGAUUUGAAGGACGAUGCCUUCAAGAGAACAAAGGCUAGGUCGUCUUUGACAAAUGCAGCGCUGCUAUCAAAGAGAGCACGGUUUUGGAAAGAGCAACUUUGUAACCAUAGCGAGAUUUGA
Messenger RNA from Amborella trichopoda, 519 nucleotides. The record is from RefSeq and is a predicted model, not a curated record. Lineage: Eukaryota; Viridiplantae; Streptophyta; Magnoliopsida; Amborellales; Amborellaceae.